Molecule: messenger RNA, 852 nt
Organism: Torulaspora globosa
Lineage: Eukaryota; Fungi; Ascomycota; Saccharomycetes; Saccharomycetales; Saccharomycetaceae
Exons: 1
Coding region: 1-852 (283 amino acids)
Biological process (GO): inner mitochondrial membrane organization
Cellular component (GO): mitochondrial inner membrane
Source: RefSeq, a predicted model, not a curated record
AUGCCAUCAAUGAUUUGGCGUAGCAGUUCGGUUGGACCAGUGAGUCGCUUUUUAAGCUUACGACAGGUGAGAUUUCGCAGCAAUAUUGGAACUUGUAUUUCAGAUUUCGCUAUAAAGAAAAAGGGCACUGGAACAGGCUGUUUUAUCGAAUUACCAGAUUUCGUACCUCUUCAGGACUCGAUCUUGGUGAAGAUACCAAGUUCAUGUGAGAUAUACGGCAAAAUGAACAAGAUCAACGCGAUAAGUUCCGAUGCAAGUGUCCAAAAUGAACCGUUGUUGGCACAAGAAUCUGUAGGUACUGUGGGAUUCUCUAGGAUAGUGACGGGAGAGCAUCCCGCCAAUUUGAUCAUGGCGUCUCCGACGCCUAUGUCGAAUAUCGCGGUUGUAAAGAUCGAUAGUGGUGAAAACGACGGCAUGUAUGUGCCUGAAUUUGACCAAAGUGUGCUAUGCUACAGCGGAAACUUGAUGCUGAGAAACAAUAAUCAGAUCACUGGCUAUGGAGUUGUUGCCCUUGCCGGAAGAGGGCCAGUUUAUCAAGUCAUCCUCAGAGAAGGCGAGCAUAUGGUAGUAGCGAGCGAAUCUAUACUGGCGUAUGAUUCCCAGGCACAAAUUCGCUUGAUUAGGCUGCAAUCACCUUAUAGGAGUCCCAGUGCUAUGUACAGCUUUUUCUCCAGGUAUUUUCAGCGCUACUACGAUCAAGUGCUGAUGAAAUUGAACAAGUCCUUCGCAACAGGUAGGGUUUUCAGCAAGAUCCAAGGUCCUGGCACUUUCUUCUUGCAGACGCAGUUCGUUCCAGGAAGCAGAAAGUAUUUAGAUGAGGAAUUGUUGCAAAUAACCAAAUCAGAGGCCUAA